Messenger RNA from Capronia epimyces CBS 606.96, 456 nucleotides. RefSeq lists its product as uncharacterized. The transcript has a single exon. The coding region runs from base 1 to 456 and encodes 151 amino acids. The record is from RefSeq and is a predicted model, not a curated record. NCBI's taxonomy places the organism in Eukaryota, Fungi, Ascomycota, Eurotiomycetes, Chaetothyriales, Herpotrichiellaceae.
AUGGCACCUGCUCCCACCCCCCAAGAAAGGUUCGAGCUGGCAAAGCAGAGCGCCGCGCUCUUGCGAGCCCUUCUUUCCCACCCGGGCAUGUCUUUCAACGGUGAUGGAUCGCCUAAUAGAGCCGGCAUCCACCCGACCCUCUACAAUGUCACCGACUUCCACAUGUCCACCUACACCAAGUACAUCCUACCUCUGCUUCCACCUAACGCUGCCGAGAACUGUUCUGCCCUCUCAUUUCAACCAAACGCUCAGAUCACCGACAAGACGGACCUGCUAGCAGACGAUCUAUACCCUCGCAUAAAGUCGGGAGCAUUGAGGGAGAAGUGGAGCGACACACUCAGCCGAAAUGUGAUGAUUGCCUCCAUCAUCUUGGACAAAAAUCAACAAGUGCUAUUUGGUGGCACCUUUGACUUUGGGCCGGAGGUGCAAGCUGCGGCUAGGGCAUUACGAUCUUGA